AUGUCACGAAUCUGCCGAUGGAGGUACACACCGGGAUGCGAAAAUGCCACCUCUGGGAGCAUAGCCCCAUCGGACACCUGUCUGGAUGAUUUCACCUGUACCUGUGUAAAACUUGGCAACUGCUUGAGUGCCUGUGCUCUGGAGGAGUGCUUCAACGGUUGUCAACCUUGGUCUCAUUGGAGUGUCACUUGUGCCUUCGUAUUCCACGGCAAUCCGGUGCAUCGCAAUCGGUCUAGGAUCUGCAAGUGUGAACUUCAAGAUAGCACCUACCCUCAGAUAAAUAUCAACAGCACCUGUUGGCAGUACUCAACGUGCGAGACGAAAUGGGAGCUCUAUCGCUUCCUCCUCUUCCUCUUCACCUGUGUGGUCGUGAUUAAAUUGGCGGUAGUGGUAGGUACGGGCCUCGUAGCCUUCUUCGCUCCAUCUCCAGCUGAACAGCAUGUGCCCGGCUUUAAUCUGCACCCCGUCGACACGACCAUUGGACUGGCCGAGGAUGUCUCGAUCGCAGAAGACGAGGAAAGGUUAAAGGAGACAGUGGAGAGGGGAGGAAACGAGGAAGGAAGAGAAAUGGGAAUAAAAGUUGAAGUGUGA
Echinococcus granulosus is the source of this 591-nucleotide messenger RNA. RefSeq lists its product as hypothetical. Bases 1 to 591 code for a protein of 196 amino acids. The record is from RefSeq and is a predicted model, not a curated record. Lineage: Eukaryota; Metazoa; Platyhelminthes; Cestoda; Cyclophyllidea; Taeniidae. The transcript has 2 exons.